Molecule: messenger RNA, 822 nt
Organism: Metarhizium album ARSEF 1941
Lineage: Eukaryota; Fungi; Ascomycota; Sordariomycetes; Hypocreales; Clavicipitaceae
Product: alpha/beta hydrolase fold family protein
Exons: 4
Coding region: 1-822 (273 amino acids)
Source: RefSeq, a predicted model, not a curated record
AUGCCUACGAUUCAAAUCGACAACCAAGCGCUGUAUUACAGCUGGAACCCGGCGGGCGACGGGCCGAUUUUGCUCCUCGUCCACGGGCUGGGGUCGAGCAAUUCGUUCUACGCAUCCAUUAUCCCAGGCUUAGUGCAAAAGGGGUAUGCGUGCCUGGCAUUUGAUACCCCAGGAAGUGCCUUGUCGACGUAUGGAGGCAGAGAAAUCGACGGAGAAGCAAUAUGUGGCGCGGCAGUAGCUCUUAUCACAGCCCUUCAGCUGGAUGUCAAGCGCGUCAUUGUUGUCGGGCAUUCCAUGGGAGCUAUAAUAGCUAGCACGAUGGCUCUUCAUUUGGGAACCUUGGGAGUUGUCCUUAUCGGGCCUGUGAAUCCCUCGGCGGCAUUGGCAGAUGUAAUGGAUGCACGCAUUAAGCUCGUCGAGAGUGAGGGGAUGGAAGGCGUAGCAAACGUCGUUCCUUUCGCAGCUACAGGCCCCAGAGCAACGGCAACACAGAAGGCCUUCGUCCGAGCCCUCUUGUUGGGUCAGACUGCAGAAGGGUACAAGUCUCUCUGUCGGAUGAUUGCAAAUGCGGGACGACCACGAUACGAGGACAUCAAGUGCCCCUUGCUCAUUAUUGCUGGUUCGCACGACAAAACUGCUCCGCUCCCAGGGUCUCGGGACAUUUUGAAUAGUUGGGGAGUUGGGCCUGGACUCAAGCGAAUUGAGAUCUUGGCUGAUGUUGGACACUGGCACUGCAUUGAGGCAGCGCCUGAAGUGGAGGAUCUGGUGGGCGCAUUUGCUGAAGGCGUUCGUGCACUUCUGCAGCAUCCCAAGCAUGAAUGA